CGAACUUCAUUUCACUGAAAACACGUCGAAGGCAUUUUGGUUCCUGAAUCCAGCCAAAAAACUUGUAUAACCCCGUUUUAAUCAAGGAAUGGAAGCUAUGCCUACGUUUACACCAAGCGGAGGCCAGCAACUUCUUGUGCGGGGAACAAUUCAAGAAAAUUUCGACGACAAAAUGCCUCUUACAAGUCGAUACGCAUGGCCUCGUAGGUCGGAAUCGUCGCUAAGCACAAGUAGCUUUCCAAACAGAAACAGCAAAAAUCCAUUUUUUGCGAGGCAUAACCCUCAUCCACAGAGAGUGAGGCAUCUUAAAGGACUUUUAGAUGUCCCAAUUUGCACUGUGAUCGAUUAUACAGUUUGUACACCUACCGUUGGGACACCAACCAUCGACCAAAUGCGGCAGAGACCUUUGAAAUCCAGCCAUGGUUUGCACUUACCAAUCAAUCUAGACAGUGUGAAAGAAAAGGCCGUCCCAUCCGUUGGUUUAGGUAAGAUUUUUUACUGCCUUUCAUUCCACCUUUUUUACUUUUAACCCAUGAUAAUGAUGUUGUAAUCGCACUUAGCAACGAUAAAUUGUUUUGAGCCACUUUGGAUCAGAUGAUAAUUGAUAAUUCCUCAGGUGCAAUUUCUUUGUUGUUCUGGGAACGAACGGUUGUGUUAAAUUCAGGUAGAGAAAUAGCUAAAAUGCUAUUGUGUUGAAAAUGCAUCCGCUAAAUCACGAAAGGCAAAUAGAAUUAAGUGCUUUUAUUGCUUUGUUUGAGUCUUUCUUUGCUUCGCAAAUUCGUGUCAUCAUGGAAACUCUCGUUCGACAAAAUUGCACGUCAAUCGUCAAGGUUGCUGUCAAUGCCAAUUCUAACUUUUAAUUUGCUAAUAGCCGUGGAAGUUUUAAUUAAAAUACUCUGUCCAGCAUAAGCACAUAGAACAAACAGUUUUAAUCUUUACCAUUAUUUUGUGUUUUUUUAAUUAUUUGCAUUUCUAUCUAUAUCUUCGUCAUAAUGUACUGAGUUUUAAUAACUUCGGAAUUAUAAAAACAAACCAGUUGCCACUCUGUGGACUUUAAUUCAUUACUAUUAAUGAUUUCGUUUUCUUGUUUGAAAUAAAUUUCAAUUUUAGUUAAGCUAGGAGAAAAAAAACAACUUUUUUUCCUACAAAUACCCUAUCUUUUCAUUUUAACUCUUAAGUACACGUUUUAUAGCAUUUUUUAAAAAUGUUUGCAGAAUUAACCAAAACCUUUAUGUAAAUCGCAAAGAUUAUCCGUUUUAACUUGACCAUCCCAAACGUAUAUUUUUAAUUCUGUUCUAAUCUAAUUAGAUUCUGUUCUAAAGGUAUAUAAUCAUUGACUUCAAUUGACCAGCACUGCAAAUGUUAAAAACGACAGAAAUGUUCAAGAUUGUUACAGAAUUGAAUUAAACAUCACAAAAAAGUUAUAUUUCCUUCCGUUACAUUUUAGCUGGUGUCCUUGUCUAAAGCCUCAAGUUCCUAAAGAGAAUUCCUUCCUGUAAUAACCCCUAUCAAUACAGUUGCAAGUUUUUAAUAAGCCUUUCUCUGACAGCCCUCAUGUGGCAUUUCUAGUUUCUAAUAAUCUCUCUCUGACAACCCCUGUCUAGAGUUUCAAGUUUCUAAUUUGUCCUUUCUCUAACAACCCUGUGUAAAAUGUCAAGUUUAUAUUAAGCCCCUUCUCUUAGGGGCCCCCUGUCCAGUGUUUCAAGUUUCUAAUUUGUCCUUUCUCUAACAACCCUGUGUAAAAUGUCAAGUUUAUAUUAAGCCCCUUCUCUUAGAGGCCCCCUGUCCAGUGUUUCAAGUUUCUAAUUUGUCCUUUCUCUAACAACCCUGUGUAAAAUGUCAAGUUUAUAUUAAGCCCCUUCUCUUAGGGGCCCCCUGUCCAGUGUUUCAAGUUUCUAAUUUGUCCUUUCUCUAACAACCCUGUGUAAAAUGUCAAGUUUAUAUUAAGCCCCUUCUCUUAGAGGCCCCCCUGUCCAGUGUUUCAAGUUUCUAAUUUGUCCUUUCUCUAACAACCCUGUGUAAAAUGUCAAGUUAAUAUUAAGCCCAUUCUCUUAGAGGCCCCCUGUCCAGUGUUUCAAUUUUCUAAUUUGUUCUUCCUUUAACAACCCUGUGUAAAAUGUCAAGUUUAUAUUAAGCCCCUUCUCUUAGAGGCCCCCUGUCCAGUGUUUCAAUUUUCUAAUUUGUUCUUUCUUUAACAACCCUGUGUAAAAUGUCAAGUUUAUAUUAAGCCCCUUCUCUUAGAGGCCCCCUGUCCAGUGUUUCAAUUUUCUAAUUUGUUCUUUCUUUAACAACCCUGUGUAAAAUGUCAAGUUUAUAACUAGUCUUUUCUCUUAGAGGCCCCACUGUCUUAUGUUUUAAGUUUCAGAGAAUGUACUCUUAAAGAGUGUCAAGUCUCUAUUAAGCCUUACUCUUUUUUAAGCUCCCGUCUAGAGUUUCAAGUUUUUAACAAUCCCUCUCUUUAUUAGAGGCCUUUUCUGUAUGCUUAUAUUCCACUUUAGAUCCCAUCUUAUGUGCAGGCCUAGAACUUUGACACUACUUUGCUACAAGGGGCUCACAGUCAGGCUUUUCCUUUUUCCUAUCAACCCCCAUAUAGAGAUUCCAGAAUUAGAUGCACCUUCCUCUUAAACAACUUCCCUCCAGUGUUUCAAGUUUCUAGAGAGCCUCUUCCCUAACUGAGUAAAGAUUCAAGUUUUAAGGCCCUCCUCUGUUAGUAAACCCUGUCUAGAUUGAUAAGUUUUCAAGGAGAUCCUUGUUUAAAGUUUAGGUCUCUUGAAUUUCCCCUUGCCCCCCUCUCCCCCCUGUCAAGAGUGUUUAGUUUCUUGUUUGUUUCUUCUCCAUUCUCUUCACCUAAAUGAAACUGCUAACCAAAAUUAGGGCGAAAUAGUAAAUACUAUACAAAUGGUUAUCCUACAAUAUUUUGUAGUUAUCCUUUAAUUUGGGUGAUGCAUUUAUAUUUUGAUUAGACAAUUUGCAUCAGAAAGCCUUGUUUAUUUCCUAUAAUUUUUAAAUAUUGAAGAGUUUCAGCCAAAACAAGGAUGCUAGUUUUAAAUAGUUAUCAAGCUUCAUGACAGUUCAGAUUAAGAUAUGUCUCUCUCCCUGGCUCCUUGUGGGUUAGUAAUUAAUCCCUCAAUCUGACAAGGCUUUUUUUUAUAUUCCCCCUCCUUCCCUACUUUUCCUCUCCCCCUCUCCCAAGCCUUGUGGUAUUACUCCAAAGAGCUUGGAAGUCAAUCCAUGUGUCUUGCUUGUGAAAUUCUAUGGAAGGCGUCAUUUGAGUGAACUGUAUGAUAGACUACUGGGCUUAUUUUCUGAAGGAAAAAAGUCAACUGCUAUGUUUGUUUUUAUGGACAUGAUUGACAGAUCAGGAUUUUGUUUUUCCAAAGUUUUAUUACAUGUAUUUUUAAAUGAUCAGUAACGGGGCUUUUUAUUGUCAAACUCUGUCUUCAAUCUUAGUUGUAAUUAACAAAUAACCUUUAACUUCAUUGCAGUCCAAGUUUGUUUAUCACAGACAGACUGAUUAGGACUCCACCAGGUCAUAUUACCAUGCAUUAAACUUCAAGGUAAUGACCAUAAAACCCCACUAACAAUUAUGAUGAUUGUUACUCUGCAGUUCCAAUAACAGAAACCUGGCGAGAGGAGUUGAGGAAACUUACAGAAGCUUCUGGCCUUAAAAGCAAAAGCCGCUACACCAACAUUGCAAGUUAUCAAGUGCCUCCAUCGAGGCAGGGAUCAAGACUAGGGGAGAGACCUCCACCAUCAAGAGGUGGUAUGCUUCCUCCUCCAUCAAGGAAUGGAGAGAAACCACCAUCAAGAAAUGGGGAAAUUCCCCCGUCACGUAAUGGCGAGAAGCCACCAUCGAGGUUGGGAGAGUCCAGACAGGGAGGCAGGCCAUCUGUACUGCGAACAGAACUUCCCUUGCAGCACAUUGCUGCAGAUACUGAUAGUGAUCUGACUGUAAGUAUUAUUCAAAAAUUAUGUGCAGAAGUCAUGGUGAAUGUCAAUCAAAGUGAUGCAUCUCUAUAUAACCAGUGCAAUAUUGUACUGAAAUGGAUUUAUUGGGUUUAUGAUCUUUAUGUCACACUCAGGGUACACAAGGGUGUAAUCAAGUAUAGAUGAUCUCACUAGUUUUCCUAAUACAUGCAAGACAUAGUGGAAGUGACUAAAAGCAUUCCCUAUCAAUUCUCUCGUUUCCAAUGUAGGUGGGAAGGUUGAAUGUACCUCUCCCAUACAAAUUGGCAGAGAGGCUUGUGACCAGGCUUGAAGUUUGCAGCUCACAGAAUUAUUCUGUGAGCUGUCAAACUAUUUGAUCUCAUUUAGGGUGUUUAGCAUGUGCAAAAUGUUUUUCCUUUAUAUAUUCCUUGUAGCUGUGAAGUUAUCUUUAAGGUUAUAAGGGAAUCAUGGUAAAAAAAAACUCUCAUGUACUUUUGGUUAUGAAAAUUGGCAUAGAAUAAAGCAAUACAUAGAGCUUAGUGGAGACAAUUUAUCAUUAAUAUCAUGCAAAUAGAAAUUUAAACAUUUUUAUUUAUCCAUUUUUAUGUGCUUAUUACACGUGUUUGGUUAAAUCUUAGUUGUACUGUAAGAAGGCAGAGAAAUGUUUAGUAUAGAAAAUGUAAUUUUUAGUACUUGAUAUUGAGCAUCAGCAUGCCAUCUUGUUGUUCCAAGAGUCUUGAUGUCAGACAAGAAAUAAAAACCCCACAAAUCUAAUGGGGUGAGAAGUCUGAAUAGCUGGACAAUUCUCCCCUUUGCAGUUCCAUCUCUACUCCAAGGAUUACUACAAAGUAUAAUGGAUGGAAAGCAUUUGAAUAUUGCUGAAAUAUUCACAAUGUAUGUCUUUUCUUUUUUAUGUCUUUUUAGAUGUACAACAUGUUGGUUAACAUUCUCCGACCAACCCAUCCUGAUGAUAUAAAAUCAUGGUUAGUCCAUGCUCCUGAAAGAGGUAUGACCAUAACAAAUUUUCAAAGUGGGGUGGCAUACUUUUCAUGGAGAGGCUGUUAAAGGGUUAAGACAUGGGAAUUUAACCUUAUUCUCAUGAUCGUAAACUAUCAUAGUGUCCUUGGUUUAAGUUUAUGAUCACUGCAAUGGUAGUUAGACAAAUUAAGUCUUUAGUUUUGUCCAGAGCAUGAGCGCUAUAGUCAAUUUGAGUCUAGUCAAUACAAAUUCAUCCAUAAGGUGUCUCACAGACUCCUUGAUUCACUGUUGACCUUAAAUGUGCAUUUUAAUCUUUAAGUUAAAAAAUUGAAGGCAAGGAAUUAUUAGCUAUGAAACUGUCAGUAAAAGCUACAAUACUAAUUAAAAUUUACUCUAACAUGUUAGCUAUGGGGUGUUUUGAAUUGUAUGUAAAUUUGGUAAUUCAAACUGAAUUGGUGUUAGCCCCAAAAAACACUCUGCUCAGAUAGAAUAGAUUAAAAGAUCAAGUUUUUAAAUUUUGUCUACCUUUAUAAGCUAAGAGGCUGGAUUGAUCAAAGCUCAAAUUUUCAUGGUUAGCCCAGAUGCUUGAAAAAGAUCUUAGAUUAGUCUGCUGCAAGUUGACUGCAUCUUGUAUCUUGCUGUCAAGCCCCUUAUCUGGAAAAGGGUUUUGAAUAUAGGAUUUUGUUAAGGUGGCUUUAAAUAGUGCUGUCAGGCAAACAGGGUGUCUGAUACAAAGUUUUACUUGUCUUCAAAAAACAUGUGAUUUAUCAUGUGAUUUAAUUAUGCUUUUAUCAACCCUUUCACUCCCACAAUUACAUUAGUGAUUAUCCGUACUGUUUACCAUACAAUUCUUUUAGUGUUAGUUCUGAGAAUUUGAUAUCGGAUCAAGUGAUAAUCCCCUAAUUGAUAUUUUUCUUUAUUCUCAUCUCUCUUCUGCUUGAAAUUUAAUAGACUUUGUAAGGAGAAAUUCUCUCUUGGUCAUUCAUGGGAGUUAAAGGGUUAAACACUAACUUUAGAUUUACUCCAAUGUUGCAUUUGCAGAAUUGCUCUUUCCUAUCUUACAUGUAUCUAAGUGAUGACUAAAGUUUCCUUUGCUUUGUGAUCACACAGAAAAAGAAAUUGUUCUGGACAUGAUCCGUGCAGUGUGCACAUCUGAUAAUGAGUACAGAGAAGGAUUUAAUGAAACAAUUAAGUCUGUAAUGUAUGAUGAUCAGCUGCUACAACAUGAGUCCAGCCUUGAUUUGGAUGAGAUUCAGAAGUAUAAUGAAACUAAAAGAAAGGAGAGAGAAGAGCUGGAGAGGAAGAAACAAGAGAAAGAAGAAGCAGAGAAACCAAGGUAACAGAUCAUUGUUGUCUUUCCACCCGAACUUUAAAGGACCUGCACAGUAUAGUGUAAAUAAUUAAAUCUCUAGUUUUUGACUGUCAGUUAGUUAUCCAGGAUUUUUUCAGCUGGAGAUUUAACACCAACUGCAUCAAAAUGGUAUUUAGGACCAUGCUAGGAUGUUUUAUACCAUUUAUUAAUGGUGGAGGGGGAGGGGGGAGGGAGGGAAUGACUAGAUCAAGUAUAUUAGUAACAACUGCUGUAGGCAUGCUUGCCAUUAAUGAUCCUUUGUUUCUCAGACAUGAUAUGAACCAUUCAGUCUGGUUUUCAUUUCUUCAAGUGUGCAUAUAUAUAGGCCUUUACCUUUUUUUUUUAUCAUUUCUAUGAAUUGGUGUCUUAGAGGCAGUCAACAUGUGGUAUAAUUUCUAUGGACAUUCAUGGGUCUCAGUGUUAUCUUUAAAUGUACAGUUUGAGUCUUAUGGGAAAUAUACCUGUUUUUGCUUUAAAUGAAAGGCACUCUGAUCUUGAGAUUUUGAACUUUUUUUUAUUGACAUAUCAGAUUUAAAAACCAAAAGGAGUGCCUGAGCAGCUUUGCAAGUGUAAGACAUUACUGUUUUCUGGCCAUAUGAAUUUACUCUCCUCCCUGACUGCAGCCUUUUAAUUUAACCCUUUACACCCUAACAUCAGUAUGCACAUUCUCCAUACUGUUAUCUGUACAUUUCCUGAGGUGCUGACAAGGAGAAUUUUUUGAAUAAUCAAGGGAAUCUUUAGAUCAUGUCUUUUAUUCUCAUGACCUUCACAUUUGACUCAGGGCUGAUAUUGUAGGGAGAAACUAAAUGCUAGUCACUGUAAGGUGUCAAAGUGUUAACUGUGUGCCCACUUCUUACUUCAGUCUGUCAGUCUCACUGCUUGUUUCAUAAACCUUUUUUUCUGUUUUUCUAUUCUGUCACAGAUUUUGGGUUCCAUCUAUUUCUUACCCAGUGGCCCAAAGCUUCUCUUUGACUCUACAGGGCUUUUCUUUGGCAACAAAAGGUUUUUCUAUUCCUCUUUUUUUGUUUAUCUUCUGUCCUGAUGCAAGCUAAUUCUGGGAAAUACUUUUCCAACACUCAAGUUCUUUAUUAACUGUUUCUAUUGUCCUCAUUCUGAAAAUUUUUGAGGAAGUUUAUUUAUCCUAGAAGUGUGGUUAUCCAUGUGGACAUCACUAAAGAAUUAAAGAAAGAAAAUUUCACUUCACCUCUCUCUCUUCACUUUUUUCUUUUCCUAGAAACAUUUAAAGUGAUUCAUACAUGUACAUUCACAGUGCAGAGAUUAUUAACUAUGACCAUAUCGCCCAGUAAGACAAGAAGUCCAUCAGAACUGCACCUCCUUUUUAGCCACAAAGUACUACUUUUCACUCUCAUUUUCAUUCCUUGUAAUCAAAUUCUAUGCUUAAUCAUCCUAACUCAUACUUUUUACCACUUAGUGCUCUUAUACCACUGUAAUGAAAGUCAUUCAGUUGACUUCUCUCUCUGCCAUGAUCAACUCCUGUGCUAAAUUAUGAUAAUUUUCCUAGGACACCCCGGUCAGCAGGCUCCCAGGGCUAUACUCAAUAUCAAUGGACAAGUCCUGGAUGUAAACCCAGCUCACCCUUUAUUGCCACGGAGAAGAAGAAAGAAGCAUUGAUUGAACAGAGCAAACCAAGGCCUGGGACAGCAGAAGCAGAAAUUGAAGGUAGAAAAGCUCAUUAGUUCAGGACAAUAACACACAGAUCUAGUUAUCUAGUUAUAUAUAGCUAUCAGAUCUCUCUAGUUAUUUCUGUUGUCAGUUUUCAAUUCUACCAUGAGACUCACUUACUCACAAGAAAUGUCUUUUUUUUUUAAGAGAUUCGAAGUCGGCUCCAGUCCCGCUCCUCACCUCGAGUGUUUACACAUCAGAGAGCCUCAGCAUCACGACACUCUGCUCGGCCCCAGUCUCAGCAGAGUGUGUAUGUUCCACCUGCUGAGUGCCUGGAACCUGCUGCCAUCAGGCCUCCUAGUCACCAGUCCAUCAAGUCACAGCAGUCAGUGAUUCGCAGUAUCUUGUCAUACAAGCCACAGCAAAAUCAGUGAUAAUACUUUUCAUGAUUCUUGCUGGCAUAAUUUGAAUAUUAAGAUAAAUCACUGUAAUUUCAAGGCAUUUUAGUGCAAUAUAUAAUUUAUUUUACUUGUCAAUGAACACUACCUCAUAGUUCAACCAACACAAUCAGAGAUGUUAGACUAAGAGGUAAGUUAGUGUUUUGUACAAUUUUUAAGUGUCUUACUCAGAUACUACUUGUAUUGAGAUCCACCUCUCUUACUCAAGGAAUGAUGGGGUUUUAUUAUAAAACCUCCUAAUAAAGUUACUGUCUUAGGAACAAUUAACAGCUUCCCAUGAGAGGGUUGGAAAUUAAGCAAUUGUGUCAGUCUUGUUAAAGAAAUUUUGGCAAGGUUUUUUUAAAUAUUCACUUUCCACUUAAGUAUAGCACACAAACCCCAUUUUUUCUCUCAAUUCACCUUUGAUGCAAAAAGACAUUUUUUUUUCUUGGAAUGGCACAAACGCAGUAGGUUACACAUCUAGUUUUGCUAUACACUCUUUUUGAAAAAAAAAAAACAGAGCAAAAGACUGAAUGGAAUUUAAAAAAUCUUAAACCUUUUGCAUGGAGUGUGCAGAGAUGUACUACCCUCUGAAAAUAAUUAAAUUACCUUAUCUUGGUUUGAAUUAAAGUGUGUAAAUGAUGACUCCUCAGAGUUAUAAAAUACUAAAUAACAAUUCAGUGAGAUUUUGUUGGCCUGUGCACUUUCAAUUACCUGAAAGAAAAUGUGAAAUAGGAAUAGAGUUGUUAAUGGUUGGGAGGAUGCGUACACAGGCAAGACUAUCAGCAGAAAAUAGAAUGUAAUUUUAUGUACAUUUGAAAAGAGAGAGAAGUGACUCUUUGGUACACCAGCUGGUGUUGCUUUGUAAGAUUUUUUUAGAUGAACUACUUGAAAGUAUAUGACUGUUUUAGAUUUCAUUUGUAAAUUCACCAAUUAGAAAAUUAAAAGAAACUAUUGUGUGUGCUGUUUUAACCUUUGACUGCCAAGAGUACUAGUAUCUAAUUUUUCUUCUUAAAAUAGUGCUCCUGAAUCACACAUCAAGGACACAAGAAUAAAGGAAAUGAGCACCAUUUAAAGAAACUUGUGAUUGUUAAAAAAAAAAAUUAUUCUUGUCAGCACCAUGGUAAAUGUCUAGAGACCUGUAUGGAGAAUAUGUAUGCUGAUGUAUGGGUGUAAAGGGGUAAUAGAUACUGUGGACAGUUUGGUGAGUCCCUAUGCUGUAUAAUUCCUCCCUUUCUAUAAUGCCUUCCUUGUGGAGGUCUUCUCUCUUCUCCUUAGUGAAAGCUUUAGGGUAGUUGUUUGUUAUCUAUUACCAUCCAUUUUAGGCUUGGUAAUGUUUAUGCAAAAAAGUUUGUGAUGGGAAUAAAUAAGUGAGGUACUAGUCAGGAG
Messenger RNA from Pocillopora meandrina, 9705 nucleotides. The record is from the annotation of a GenBank genome assembly. Lineage: Eukaryota; Metazoa; Cnidaria; Anthozoa; Scleractinia; Pocilloporidae.